UUUCAGAAAAUGUGCCAGUCGACGAACUAAUAGAACAAAGAAUGGUAAAUAAAUUGGAAUGCCAUCUGCUCAACAACACCAAUCUACGCUAAAAAACGGUGGUCGCCGACAGAAAAAAGGACAGGGUCGCGAGUCAUCAGGGUAUCACCACGCAGCUGUCGUCGAAGUUGGAGCCAUGGUGCUCCAGAAUAUGUUCAGUGCGCUCUCCUUCCUGCACUACCGGAAGGACGACGAUUUUGUGGACAGGCUCUCCUACUUUUACACAUCAUCGUUUCUUAUUAUGAUGGCAGUGCUUGUUAGUUUCAAACAAUUUGGUGGUCGACCUCUGGAAUGUUGGGUGCCUGCACAGUUUACAGCCAGUUGGGAGGCAUACACAGAAAUGUACUGUUGGGCACAGAACACCUACUGGGUGCCCAUUGAUCAAGAUAUUCCAGUAGAUAUCAGUGAAAGGGAAUAUCGACAAAUAUCAUAUUAUCAAUGGGUGCCGUUUUUUCUAUUACUCCAAGCAUUUCUCUAUUACAUUCCAUGUCUAAUGUGGAGGCUUAUGAGCGAUAAAUCCGGUAUUCGACUGAAUGACAUAGUUCAAAUGGCCACAGAGAAAGAAAACAUAGAGCCAGAUUAUCGGAUAAGAACGAUUGAGAGCCUAUCAAGACAUAUUGAAUCCGCAUUGAGGUAUCAACAUACGGCAACGUCACGGACACAAUACACGUUGCAUCGAGUAUUCAAGUGCUUCAAUAUGAGGUACUACGAGAGUUAUGUCACUGGAAUGUAUUUGGCGACAAAAAUAAUGUACGUGGGCAAUAUCCUCACCAACUUGGUUCUCGUCAACAAGUUUCUCGAAACCGACGAAUAUUCAAUAUAUGGACUUGGAGUGCUACGAGACUUGCUUUUUGGAAGAACUUGGAUCGAGUCUGGCAACUUUCCUCGAGUUACACUGUGCGAUUUUGAAGUUCGUGUACUUGGAAAUAAUCAACGACAUUCUGUACAAUGUGUUCUGGUCAUAAAUAUUUUCAACGAGAAGAUUUUCAUUUUAAUCUGGCUGUGGUUCACUCUUUUAUUUGUCGCAUCGACAUUAGACAUGCUCUAUUGGUUUAGUAUAUCAAUGUUUCAUAGGGAUCGCUUUCGUUUUGUGCUCCGUCAUCUUGAGCUCACAUCGGACCCUGAUAAGCCAGAGUUAUUUAGGAAAGAGAAGCGAAAACAAGUUGAACAUUUUCUCAGGACAUAUUUAAAGGUCGACGGCGUUCUUGUCCUCCGAAUGAUUGCUCUUCAUGCUGGCGUAAUGUUCUGUACAGAAAUUACGGAUGCAUUAUGGAAACGAUAUUUAAGUCAACACCCAGAAAAUCUAAUUGACGAUGAUUCGUCAUUGAUCACAUUUGCUAGAGCACAAUCAAUUCGACGAAAACGAAAUGAUAGUUCAAAUUCUGAUGGCCAGAAUCAUCAACGACUCGGACGAAUUUUGUCGCAUAGAAGUACUGGUGGAAGCUUCCGAUUAAAUAGGACACAAUCAACUAAUCGAAGUUUGAACACAGAAAACAAAACUGGCGCUGCAACCGGAUCAAAUGCAGCUGCAUCACCAAAUACACCACCACCAGUUCCAAAAAGUGCUUGCAGUUCUCGAUUUGGAAAAGUGAAACCACGUCGAACAGUCGUCACAAUCAAUUCCCAACAAAACGACGCUCGAACAAGUCCCGAUCCAAUUCAAGAAAUGAGUCGUAUGGAAAAUGUACCUUUAGCAGUAUAGCUUUAAUUUUAAUUCUAAUUAUUCCACUUUUUCCUCAAACAAUUUCACUGAAUUCCUCAUGCACACAUCUUCUUCUAAAUCACGGGUUUUGAAUUUCCCCAAUGUAUUCAUAUUGUCACGAGUCAAUCCCUUCGAUUUCUUUCAUAAUUUCACACCACUUUUUGAACCAAAUGAUUUUCUUCAAAACCAAAAAUCACAGCAUUAUUCAAUUAUGCCAGUUCUCUUCUAGAUUUGUGUAUUUCUCAUUAAAAAAAGCCGUUUACAUCAAUUGUUUUUUAUUAAAUUUACAUUUUAAAAUUUGCUCAAAUAUGAAUUUAUUGGAAUUAUCA
This is a messenger RNA of Caenorhabditis elegans, 2070 nucleotides long. It is a transcript of the gene che-7, whose product is annotated as Innexin. Gene Ontology annotation, cellular component: plasma membrane; gap junction; membrane. Bases 59 to 1741 code for a protein of 560 amino acids. The transcript is spliced from 12 exons. The record is from RefSeq and is marked reviewed. Gene Ontology annotation, biological process: transmembrane transport. NCBI's taxonomy places the organism in Eukaryota, Metazoa, Nematoda, Chromadorea, Rhabditida, Rhabditidae.